Aspergillus affinis is the source of this 2139-nucleotide messenger RNA. RefSeq names its product putative MFS transporter. The coding region runs from base 1 to 2139 and encodes 712 amino acids. The transcript is spliced from 4 exons. The record is from RefSeq and is a predicted model, not a curated record. NCBI's taxonomy places the organism in Eukaryota, Fungi, Ascomycota, Eurotiomycetes, Eurotiales, Aspergillaceae. Gene Ontology annotation, biological process: transmembrane transport. Gene Ontology annotation, molecular function: transmembrane transporter activity.
AUGGCUGGAUCGCCAGACAACGAGCAUAAACCGCCAGUUGGCGGGUGGAGGAGAUGGUUCGGAGCUUCAUCUAAUCAAGACUCGAGCGACGCCGAUGCGGAAAACGAAAGCUAUCGGGCCAAGUCGACGCUGGGUAUCUUGAGCGAUAAGCAGACCGACGAAGUACCUGGAACGGUCCUUCUGUUGUCCUCCAACCGCAACGAACCCUUAGGCUUAAGACAUCAGCCGCGACGCGCGUCCGCCUCGUCUUUACCCUCUCCGUAUCCACCGUCGCGAUCCUCGUCGGUCCAAUCCAGACUUGCGCACAAGAAGACGGCCGAUGGACAGAUCGUGUUGAAUCCUCAGCCAGACGACUCCGUCAACGAUCCAUUGAACUGGCCGAUGUGGCGACGAGAUGCGGCGCUAGUUUCCUUGGGUUUCUAUUCUCUCAUGGGUGGCGGUAUGACGCCCGUGCUGGCCGCCGGGUUCAACGAAGUGGCUGCGACCUACAAUGUGGAUACGCAGAAGGUGGCCUUCACCACCGGUCUCUACAUGCUGGGUCUGGGGGUGGGAUCGGUGAUCAUGUCGCCCACCGCGAUCCUCUACGGAAAGCGCCCCGUCUAUCUACUCGGCGCCACGCUGUUCAUCAUCUCCGCGGUCUGGUGUGCCUUGUCGCCGAACUAUCCCAGUCUGGUCGUGGCGCGUGUCUUCCAGGGCAUUGCCGUCAGUCCCGUGGAGUGUCUGCCGUCGGCGACCAUCGCCGAGAUAUACUUUCUGCAUGAGCGUGCGUAUCGCAUCGGCAUCUAUACGCUGCUUCUUCUGGGCGGUAAAAACCUCGUGCCGCUAGUUAGUGCCGCCAUUAUCGGAAGUAUGGGCUGGCGCUGGGUGUUCUGGAUCGUGGCCAUCAUCGUCGGCGGCUGUCUCGUGUGCAUCUUCUUUUUCCUGCCCGAAACGUUCUGGGAUCGGACACCGCGGCCACGACGUUCCGGCAAACAUAGUAACUUGUAUAACACCAUGUCACAGCUCGUCUCGCACGGUCUUCGGGGCCGUUCGGCGCACGAGCACCUGCAUGGCGAGGAAUCUGCGCCCGAGAAAAGCGCCGACACGGUAGUCCCGAAGAAGUCGAAAAAGGGCCAUGUCGGUUUCGCAGAAGACCCCGAACAGGACCGUGACAUCGAGGUUGAUAACGAAAAGGACGAGGUGCCGGAUAAUCACGAGCAUUCCGCAACGCCCAGCUCGGCCGUCACCGCGCGCCCUACGCCCGAGAACCUGUCCAGCCCGGCGCUGGAAAAACCCGACCACGGACAUGACCUGGAAACCGGCAGACGACCUGGCGCCUCCCCGGCGCGCAGCGAAUCGCUCGACCACAGUACACCCGCCAACCCGUCUAUGCGCUACACGAACCACCUGCGAGAGAAGCCCCUGAUGCCAUUCCUCCACUACCUGCGACCCUGGCACGGGCGCAUUUCGCAAGACAGCUGGAUCCGCGUCGCCGUGCGGCCCUUCAUCCUCUUCGCGUACCCGGCUGUGCUCUGGUCCGCCGUCGUCUACGCCCUUUCGGUGGGCUGGCUCAUCGUCGUCUCCGAAAGUGUCGCACACAUGUACCAAGGGCGGGCGAAUUACAACUUCACCGCCCUUCAGACGGGACUGGUUUAUAUCUCGCCGUUCGUGGGCGGUCUGCUGGGCACGGUCGUCGCCGGGCGCGUGUCGGACAUAAUCGUAAAAUUCAUGACGCGGCGGAAUGGCGGUGUGUACGAGCCGGAGUUCCGACUCGUCAUGGCAAUUCCGAUCGCGUUGUCGACCACCAUCGGGCUGAUGGCGUUUGGAUGGAGUGCGGAGGUGAAGGACGCAUGGAUUGUACCAACCUUGUUUUUCGGAUUGAUCUCGUUCGGGUGCUGUUUGGGCAGCACGACGGCGAUUACGUUCUGCGUGGACAGUUAUCGUCAGUAUGCGGGGGAGGCGCUGGUGACGUUGAACUGGAGCAAGAACGUGUUUCACGGGUUGGUCUUCUCGCUAUUCAUCGUCGACUGGCUGGAAGGGGAGGGCUCACGGACAGUCUUCCUUGCCCUGGGCGGCAUUCAGCUCGGAUGUCUUCUGUUCUCCAUUCCCAUGUAUAUAUAUGGCAAGCGGGCACGAAUGUGGACGCAGGACGAGAAGUGA